AUUUAUUAGUUAGAUAUUAAUCCUUUUGUAAACGGCAAUUUUUUUGUGUCUGUUUUAUUAUAAUGAGUUUAAUGACAAAAUUGUGAAAAAAAUUAAUAGCAUUUUUCAAUUUUCAUUGUCAAUCAUUAAAAAUCAAAUGAAUACCACCGAGGAUCAGAAUACAAAUGUCAAUCAUCAUCUUCAUCAUCAUCAUCAUCAACAUCUUCAACAUCCUUUUCAUUCUUAUCCACCGGUAACAUCGACAUCGAUACAGCAAUCAUCCACACAACAACAACAACAUAUGACAAUUAUGAAUCAAAUUGUUCCGGGUAUACAUCAUCAUCCAUAUCUACAUACACAAUCUACUGAUCCAACAUCAUCAUUUAUAGCGGCAGCAGUAGCAGCAUCAGCUGCUGCUGCAGCUGCUUCAUCACAUCCUCAUCCAUAUAAUCCAGCAACAAUUUUUCUAUCACCAACAGCCGAUUCAUCACCAUCAACACCAUCGACAACAAUAUCAACAUUUCCGUUACAGACGGCACAAUUGUAUCCAACAUCGAUUGCAGCAACACAGCAAUCAUCACUUCAGCCAUCGCAUACAUCGGGCCAUCCUACAAUUGUUGAUUUAUCUCAAAUAUCAUUGGAUCAAUUAUUGGAUCAUACACCGAAGUUAUUAACAGAUCAUCUGAAUGCACAUCAUCAUCAUCAUCAUCACCAUCAGACAAGUUUGUUACAUGAAUCACCACAAACAUUCGGUUUGACAACACAACCGACGACUACAACAACAAUGCCUACUGCUGCUACAUCACAACCACCAAUAAUUGAUUUAUCAUCAUUAACUGGAAAAAUCGAUGGAUUGACACCAUAUCAAGGCAAGAAACGAUGUUUUGGAGAAUUCAAAUGUCCAUCUUGUCAUCGUAAAUGGAUGUCCGGUAAUUCAUGGGCAAAUAGUGGACAAAUGUGUGUACGUUGUCGAAUAAUGGUAUAUCCACAUAAACAGCGUCCCUUGGAUAAACCAGAUGGUCUAGAUGUUAGUGAUCAAAGCAAAGAACAUCCACAACAUUUAUGUCAGAAAUGUACACAACUUGGUUAUUAUUGUCGACAAAGAAUUCAGACUGAUUCCAGUUCUCCCAUUUCGAACGCCGAUGAUGAUACCAACAUCAGCGAUUCUAUUGCCGAUAUUCAGCCAUCUAUUGUUGAUGAAGUGAAAAUUUGAUUGAAAAGAAUUUGAUAUAGGAAUUUAAAAAAUUAUUACAACUUUUUUUUGAGAAAAUUAUAAAAAUUGGUUAAAAUUAAUUUUUUUUUUUUUGAAAAACGUCAUGUCGCCAUCUUGUGAUGAGAACUAUAACUCGUUUUUCGAUGAUUAGUCAUUAGAUGGGAGUAAAAGCAGCGUUUCAAUUUCGAAUAUCAUUUCGUCAAUAUAAACAGCCACACAGAAUUCAAAGGAACAACAAAAAUUUAUUUACUUUUAAAAUUAAUUAAACUUUUUUUCGCGAAUAAAGAAAGAAAUGGAAGAAAAAAAAGUUGUGAGAAAUAUGGUCCAAAUGAAUCAAGAACAGUGUAUUUGUGUGUAUAGGAACUUUUCUUUGUUUCAAAUCUCACCAGACAAGAAUGUUUAAAGGCCAUAUUUUCUUCUUUCGUUUUUAAUAGACAUAACGUAUAAUAAUAAAUGACUGCAAAUUUAUCACAAAAAAAUAUAAAAUAAAAUGUGUUCGUAUUUAGAAGGAAUAAAAAGUUUAUCUUCAUUUUUAUAUUUCCAAAAAAUCCAGACUAUUCUUUUAUGAAAGAAAAAGCUGUGGAUUUUUUUGCAUUUGUUUGAAAAAAAAAUUUAAGAAAAUUCCAAAAAAGUUUCUUGACUUGAACCCAGUCGUAUUUUUCUAAUUAGAUUUUUUUGUUUGUCAUUCAUUCAUUUUGAAUUCAAAUGCAUAAAAAGGAAGAAUGAAUUCAAGAAUGAAAAAAGAAAACAUUUUGUAUUCGGUAAAUGUUUGCACCGUUUUAAAAUUCCCCGCAGACGGAACCAAUAAAUGAAAGUAUCCGAAUUUCCAAGGAUAUUUGUUUUCUUCUUUUUUUCCCAAUUGCUGUCUUCACCCAUGAAUUCAUCAUCCGUUUAUUCAUUCAUUUAUUAGAAUUUCAAAAGAAUUUUAAUUGACUAACCGGAGAUGUUUGCUAUUAGUGAAUUACAUGAUUCUAUAUGGCCAUAAUAAAUUUCCUUCACCAAUAAAAAUACAAACACAAUCAAAGAAUUAAAUUUUCCGCCUAGAUAGUCAAAAAGAAUCUGGUCAUUUCAAUGGAAUUUCAAAUUGAAUUCAAUGACGACGUUUAAGGAAGCAAUUUGAUUGAUUUUUUUCUUCUUCUUCCUUGUAUGUUUUUAAAUUUGUGUAAUUUUUUGCUGUUCAAUAGCAGUUGAAAUCUUCAUCAAUCGAUCAUUGACUGAAUUACGAAUCGAUUUCAUUCGUAACAUUAGCAAUUGAUCUUCAUGUUGUUGUUUUUGUUGCUGUUGAUCAUCCCUUGCGGUCAAUUUGAACAUGUCACUAGUCGAUUUAAAGUUAUUUUCCAAAAUUCGAUUUGUUUGCCCAUAUAAUGAUGAUGAUGAUAAUGGCAGUGUUCUUAACCACAAAUCAUCAUCAUCAUCAUCAACAUGAUUGACUGAUGAU
Messenger RNA from Dermatophagoides farinae (American house dust mite), 2630 nucleotides. RefSeq lists its product as uncharacterized. The record is from RefSeq and is a predicted model, not a curated record. NCBI's taxonomy places the organism in Eukaryota, Metazoa, Arthropoda, Arachnida, Sarcoptiformes, Pyroglyphidae.